Messenger RNA from Didymodactylos carnosus, 1050 nucleotides. NCBI's taxonomy places the organism in Eukaryota, Metazoa, Rotifera, Eurotatoria, Philodinida, Philodinidae. The record is from the annotation of a GenBank genome assembly.
AUGGAUGGUGUGGUCAACCCAUUACUAUCCAGUAGUAGCCGUUAUGAUCUUAGGGCAUCGUCAGUUGCCACAGGUUUUUUGACCUAUUGUCAAUUACAAACUGAAUGCAGUCAACAUUUCCCAGCUGAUCAACCACCUCACAUCAUGCUAUCGAGAUUGCUUUAUGAAUUGGAUGGAAACAGCCAACAAUGUGCCAAUGCUCAUUUUUCUCAAUAUAAUUUAAAUGCAGAUAUGCUUCGAGGUCUACUCUUUCGCAUGAUGCAAUCGGGCGAUACGUAUUUUGAUCGUACUGUGAUACCGGCCAUCAUCUUUCGUCUGAAUCGUUGUAAUGAAGAAGAUGUCACAGUACUGGAUUUCUUUUUCAAAACUAGUUUUGGAACGGGAGGAGAUGCAGAUGGAGGCCUAGCUAAUACACCGGGACUGAUCUAUUCCGGCGUUCUCAAUUAUAAUAUUGUACAAUCGGAACGUUGGCUAGCUGUGAACGAAAGCGAAGUCGAUGAAGAGACAAUAAUAGGUUGGCAUAAUUCAACCAUAAUGGCUCCGCAGGAUCCUAAAUUAUAUAUUUCCUUGCGUUCUCAAUGGCCUAAGUAUCCAUUGGAUCAGUAUCACUAUCAAGUGGCUUCUUAUUCACCCUUGUUGAUGUUAUCGGGUCAACUCGAUGCGGCGGCACCUCUCGAUUAUGCUGCUCAACUCGCAUUGGUAACAUCAAAAACGCGAACAUUCUAUGCCAUUCCAUUGACUGGUCAUAUUACUAUCAAUAUAGCAACACUUGGAUAUACGUGUCCACUCUUUCUCAUCUGUUCAUGGGUAUUUCCCGAUCUAUUUCCACAAGAAUGGCGUGAUCCUGCAUGCAUUGGAGAACUUCCCACAACAAUGGAUUUUGUUGGAGCUACUGAGCAAGGACAGGAAUAUUCGGUGCAAUACUUGAAUAUAUCUAAACCAUUCGGUAACGGGAGUUCGAAUUCUCUUCCUAAUUCAAGCCUUCGUUCGACAGGUGCUUUUGAAUUAGUGUUUUGUUUUUUGCUAUUUGUUCUAGUAACUUUCGUAUAG